Acanthamoeba castellanii str. Neff is the source of this 3510-nucleotide messenger RNA. Its product is annotated as ABC transporter. The record is from RefSeq and is a predicted model, not a curated record. Gene Ontology annotation, biological process: transmembrane transport. Bases 1 to 3510 code for a protein of 1169 amino acids. The transcript has 18 exons. Gene Ontology annotation, molecular function: ATP binding; ATP hydrolysis activity; ABC-type transporter activity. NCBI's taxonomy places the organism in Eukaryota, Discosea, Longamoebia, Acanthamoebidae. Gene Ontology annotation, cellular component: membrane.
AUGGAGCACAAAGACGAGCGAGUCAGGCAGCUGACCGAAGCCCUGCAGGGAAUGCUGAUCGUAAAGCUCUUUUGCUGGGAGUACCACGUGCUGAAGCAAAUCAGCGAGGUGCGUGCCAAGGAAGUCUCAGCGCUCAAGAAGUUUUCCUACCUCGUGGCCUUUCUAAUUUUCCUGAUCGUUUCCACGUCGACCAUCAUCUCUGUCGGAACGUUUUCCGUGUACACACUACUGGGGAACCAGUUAGUGGCCGCCCGCGUCUUCCCCUCGAUAUCGCUCUUUUCAUCGCUUACCGACACCAUCAUGCAGGUGCCGGGCAUUCUGUCGCACUGGUCCGAGGCCAAGAUCUCACUGGCGCGACUGGACAAGUUCCUGCGGCGAAGAGAGCUCGAGCAGCGCAGCGACGUUACCCACAAUUCACAAGAGACGUCCCACAAGCAGGCACUGGAUAGCUCAUCAGACGCAGCGAAUGUGCUCUCGAUCGUCGCUGGAGUGUUCGAGUGGGAGGCCCCCGAUCACGACGAAGAUGAUGAAGACGCUGAGACAGAGGAAGGCAAGGCCGAAAAAGCUGCGAAGCCGGCGUCAGCCUUGGGCGAGGCCGAUACGGCGCUGCUUCUGGACAUGGACGACCAGCCGCUCGAGGAAAUGGCCGCCGAGGGGAAUCAAUCACCGAGCGAACCGUUCAAGCUGCGCGAGAUCAACAUGGAAGUGCGACGCGGCGAAUUGGUUACCGUCAUCGGCCGGGUGGGCAGCGGCAAGACGUCGCUACUCAACAGCAUGCUGGGGGAGAUGAAGCACGUCGCGGGCCACCUCACCCGCAACGCAUCGGCCCUUAGCUACGUCAGCCAGCGGAAUGCUACGGUGAGGGACAACAUUGUGUGCGGUCAGCCGUUCGACCGUGAGCUCUACGACGACGUCAUCCGCGUGUGCGCGCUCACGGACGACCUGCGCGUCCUGCCUGCGGGAGACUCGACGGAGAUCGGAGAGAAGGGAGUCAAUCUGAGUGGAGGGCAGAAGCAGCGCAUCUCGCUUGCCCGAGCGGUCUACAUUUCGUGUCUCCAGCACAGCGACGGCCACAAUGAUGGCUGCGUGAUCUUGCUGGACGACGUGCUCUCCGCCGUGGACGCGCACGUUGGCCACCACAUUUUCCACGAGUGUCUGUUGGGUAAGCUCAGUCAAAUCACGCGCGUGCUGGUCACCCACCAGCUGCAGUACCUGCCCUUCGUCGACCGCAUCUACGUCAUGAACGACGGCACCGUCCAGGCCUCGGGCACCUACCAGCAGCUGCAAGAGCAGGGAGUCGACUUCGUGGGCCUGCUGCAGGCUGAGGCCGAGGAGAAGACCAAGGGCAAAGCAGUCGAGGCGGAGAAGGCGACCGACGAUCAAGCACUGGCGGACGAUGACGUACUGGAGGGUGGUACUGGCGCUGACGUGGCCGCCGUCGAAACGCGGGUCGAAUCAGGGCCACUGGUCGAUGAUGGUGAGGGAGAAGCGGCGUUGAAGGAGAAGGGCAGGCUGAUCGACGAGGAGGAACGCAACACGGGCGAAGUCAAGAGCUCGGUGUACCUGGAGUACAUGCGCAGCACCGGAGGACUUGGCUUGCUGUCCCUUCUGGUCCUGUCGUCGCUGCUCUUUCAAGGAGCGAAUCUCUUUGACCAAGUGUGGCUGUCGCGUUGGUCCGACUCGAGUGGCAACACGGUCUUCUAUCUGUCGAUUUAUCUUUCCUCAGCAGUCCUGGGCGGACUGAUGUCGUUAGCCCGACAGACCCUGUGGACCAAGGGAACACUCAACUGCGCGCGGAAGAUGCACGAUCGGCUUCUGGAAGCCAUUCUCCGCGCGCCCAUGACAUUCUUCUUCACCACGCCCACCGGCCGAAUCGUGACUCGCUUCUCGAAGGACCAGAGCACGGUGGAUCAGGUGGUGCCGGACAUGAUGUCUGACUUCUUCCUGUGCCUGCUGGCCAUCAUGGGCAUGUUGCUGGUCAUCUGCGGCGUGCUCCCUUGGUUCCUGGUCCCCGCGGCGCUCAUGUUGGCGCUGUACUGGUGGGUUCUCAAGUACUACCGCAAGACCUCCACUGAACUGGGCCGACUGCAAUCGCUGUCGAGCUCGCCCAUCUACGCACAGUACUCGGAAACGCUGGACGGGCUGGACACCAUCCGGGCCUUCCACUGGCAAGGCGCGCUCAAGCGGGAGAACCAGGACCUCGUCGUGGCCAACCAACGCGUCGACUACUGCGUCUUUGCCUCCGACUGGUAUGAGCAGCAGAUCACCAGUUGGGCUGGAUUGGCGCACUCACGCGGGCGGAUCAGAGCGCUGGGUCUCUUUAUCAUCAUCGGGGUCUCGGUCCUGAGCGUGGUCACCCGGGGCUCGCUCAGCCAAGGACUCGUGGGACUCGUGCUGGCCCUGUCUCAGAGCAUCAUCGGAGAUAUGGAAUGGUUCGUUCAGAGCGGCGCCAUGCUGGAAUCGAGCAUGAAUCAGGUGGAGCGCAUCCAAUACUACACGGCCACGCCACCCGAAGCGCCCCUCUCGCUCGCCCCGGGCCAGACCUGGGACGCCGCCCACAAGUGCAUCGUACAGCGCGUGCUGGCCGAGCUCGCCGGCUACGACGAAGACGACGGCGACCGCGACGACCGCGAGUGGCCCAGCGAGGGGCGCAUCGAGUUCAAUAACGUGUGGCUGCGCUACCGGGACGACUUGGGCCAUGUGCUGCAGGGCAUCAGCCUCACCAUCGACGCGCGCCACAAGGUGGGCGUGGUGGGCCGCACCGGGGCGGGCAAGUCGUCGCUCAUCAACGCCCUGUUCCGCCUGGUGGAGCUCGACAGCGGAACGAUCACCAUCGACGGCCGCGACAUCAGCAGGCUCGGGCUUCAUCAGGCAUGUCCCACAUUCCUCUUCUCUCUUCAUUUAAGGUGGUCGGCUGACCUGCGCUCGGCGUUGGCCAUCAUUCCGCAGGACCCGGUCCUGUUCUCGGGCACCAUUCGGUCCAACCUGGACCCCUUUGGCGUGCACGCCGCCGAGCAGGGCGACGCGGCGCUGUGGGACGCCCUCGAGAAGGUGCGCCUGAGCGAAUUCGUGCACGGCCUGCCGCUCGGCCUCGAGGCCAAGGUGGAGACCAACGGACAGAACCUGUCGGUGGGACAGAGGCAGCUGGUGUGCAUGGCCCGCGCGCUGCUGCGCGACUGUCGGGUGCUUAUCUUGGACGAGGCCACGGCGAGCGUGGACAACAAGACCGACAGGGCCAUUCAAGAGACGCUGCGACACGAAUUCGGCGGGCGCACGGUGGUGGUCAUCGCGCAUCGACUGCACACGGUCAUCGACAUGGACUGCAUCAUUGUGAUGGAUGAGGGCCGAGUGCUGCAGUACGGGCCGCCCGGGGACCUACUGGCCACCGAGGGACCGUUCGCCCGCUUGGUCGACCAGACCGGGGCCGUGUCCGCCCAGUACCUGCGCUCAAUGGCUCGGCGAGCGCCCAACUCGGAUGUUGAGAGCUCAGGCCUGUCCGUGUACCUGUAG